AUGCUCAGCAACCUUGACUUUGCGAUUGACGCUCUGUCAGUCAUCACUGCGAGUGGACUGCUGAUCGCAGGAACCACACCACCCGCACGAGCGCCGAGCGCCAAGUCCAAGGCGAAAAAGAAGGCUGGCAAGGCGGAAGGGAAUGGAGAGCCAGAAGACUUGAUUCGCAAGCUGGGACUCACCAGUCUGGAGCGCCUCUUCCAUGCUCUGUUGUUUGUGCUCACUGCGCUGCACAUCAGGUCACUGUGGAGAGCUAAUCACGGCAGUGGACGCAGUUUGGAGCUGUGGGUGGAAAGCAAGGAUCAAGGUCGAUAUAGGCUGGCUUGCGCCCUCGUAGCUGCUGGAGGUGCGGGUCGUCUCUGGUGCUAUCAGACGCUGGGCAAAAGCUUCACAUUCGAUCUUGCUGUGCAGUCGGGACAGAAGGUGCGUACUGACAGCGGGAUGAUUGUGCAAAGGGACGCUCUAGUUGAGUAGGAGCUGCGUAUAUGCGCGCAGGUCAUCACUACGGGGCCGUACGCUUUCGUCAGGCAUCCCUCCUACACCGCCAUCUUGGUUGCGGUGCUUGGUGCUUCCUUUCUCCACGGGCCCUAUGCGCCGUACACCACGCCAGCCUGGCGACUUGCAGCUUUGAUCCUGGCUGUGGUCAACGUCACACUCACAGGGGUGCGUAGUCUCGUGGUCCCGCCCAUCUCUUCCACGCUCCUCCUGCGCCUCUCUGACCCAGCAAUGAUAUCAUAUCUUGUCAUCUGCUUCAGGCUCUGGUCGUGAGGCGAAUGGAUGACGAAGAGCGUAUGAUGCUCAAGAGCGAGCAGCUGGGCAAAGUGAGUAGGAGCAGCGUCAGACAACGCGAGACGCGCAGCGCGCUGACGUCGAUGCUUUCUUCACGGAUGACUUUCAAGGAUUACUUGGACGUGAGAGUUGCAAAUUCUGACCGCAAGAUGCACAGCAUCAGCAUGUUCUCGAGCUAACCUCUGGCCGCCUUUGACUUUCCUCGCAGUACAUGGUAAAGACCCCGUCUCGCCUGUGGCCGACAGCGUACUGA
Ceraceosorus bombacis is the source of this 1042-nucleotide messenger RNA. The record is from the annotation of a GenBank genome assembly. NCBI's taxonomy places the organism in Eukaryota, Fungi, Basidiomycota, Exobasidiomycetes, Ceraceosorales, Ceraceosoraceae.